Molecule: messenger RNA, 1989 nt
Organism: Aspergillus eucalypticola CBS 122712
Lineage: Eukaryota; Fungi; Ascomycota; Eurotiomycetes; Eurotiales; Aspergillaceae
Product: putative C6 transcription factor
Exons: 14
Coding region: 1-1989 (662 amino acids)
Biological process (GO): regulation of DNA-templated transcription
Cellular component (GO): nucleus
Molecular function (GO): zinc ion binding; DNA-binding transcription factor activity, RNA polymerase II-specific; transcription cis-regulatory region binding
Source: RefSeq, a predicted model, not a curated record
AUGGACUCGGAUGAGGAAUCUUCCUGCGCGGUAUCCGCUCCGGUUGGGAAGAAGCGUAUCCCGGUCAAAUGCGAUGGUAAACGGCCAUGUACGAGAUGUAAACGUGCAAGGAAACGAUGUGUAUUCUUUGAAAUCCCAAAGGAUCCUGCUGUUUUACGCCUGGAGAAUGUCGAAGCAGAAGUACAGCGUCUACGGGAGCAAUUGAGCAAUGUGAACGAGCUACUACUACGUCAGUCUACGCAGCAACAGCAGCAGCAAAUUGCUGUCACUUCUCCCGCUUCCGCGCAUGUCAUGUCUGAUCCUGGGACGAUGCCCACGUUUCUUGCUACGGGAGGAAUGGGUGGGGAUCAUGAUGCUGGCGUGUUUCAGUUUCCGACUCCUGGGAUGGAGGCUGCUCGGCCUACCAGGUUGCGACGCUCGGGGUUCGAUAUCAAGGAAGAGCCAGUAUUGGAUUUUAUUAGUAGGGGGAUGAUGACGGCUGAUCAGGCUAUGUCAUGCUUUAGGACGUUCUUUCAAGGAUGUGAUAGGUAUAUCCCGGUAUUUGAUCCAGAUAUCGACACGUUCAACUCUGUGCGCGCUCGGAGUAGCAUUCUGUUUAAUGCUAUCUGCACGAUUGGCAGCCGAGUUGAGAUCAGGUCUGGAUCUCAGAUCCCCGAUCUACUCCAUGCCGAACUCAAGAGAUUGAUAAACGUGAUUAUUCAGAAUAAAAACAUCAAUUGCUUGGAAUCCGUGCAGUCGUUGCUCGUUGUAGCCUGCUACUCUGCUGAGCGGUCCUUGAUCCUAUCGUUUGCAACUAGAAUGGCGUUGGAUCUGGGGCUGGAUGAAGCCUUUGAGGAGUUGAUACAGAGACUGACGAUGAAAGAUACCGAAGGGGUUCAUGAUAUGACAGGUGUGAUGGUGGAUGAUGAAGAGCGUACACUCAUGCGCAAAUCUAGGACUUGGUUUGGUCUCUUGGUACUUGAUCAUAUAUUUCAUGUCGACGGUGGGAAGCCUCCUGGCAUCCGGGUGACAGGAAACGCUCAUCGAUGUCGCAUUCUGCUUCGCCAUCAUACGUCUACGGUCUUGGAUUUACGGCUUUUCUCCCAGGUAGAGCUGAAUAUCAUACGUGCAAGAGUAAACGAUACUCUAGACGCCAAAGAAACACUCCAAAGAUCAGAUAUCGCAGAAUUUGUACAAGAAGCGAAGGUAGAUCUCGAUCUUUGGUUCGACGACUGGCUACGCAUCAUCGAAAACUCCCCCUCCGCCACCCAAGAACGCCCCUUCCUCCUCGCCGCCCUACGAGUUCAAAAAUGCUGGGCCGAGUUAAUCCUGCACUGCAAAGCGCUCCGCUCCAUGGGCGUAGGGAACGUCGCAGAAAUGUCCCCAAUCGAACAAACCAUCCUCCUAACCGCCAAAUCCAGCGCCCGAAGACAUCUCCGCCUAAUCAGCCUCGAACCCGACUUCUACCUCGCCAAACUAAAAUACGCCAUGGAUUUCGUCUGGGCCAAGUGCGCCUUCUGCUUCCUCUUACUCUUAAAGUUAUCUCGCCUCGUCCCCGAACAAAAAGAAGAGCACACGGAACUUCUGGAUCAUGGAAAUAGACUCCUUGAUGAGCUAACUAGGACGAACGGGGAAUCGGCCCCAACGGCAGCAACGGCAACAACAACAACAACAACAACAGGGAUAGGGAACAACAAUAAUAUCUAUAUGCAGAUAUUGCGAUUGAGUAUUGAGAAAUAUAGUCGUGUGUUGCAGGAAAGGGAGGUUAAUGGUGCCCCGAUUGAGGAGGCAGGAGAAAUGAGUAGUGGAGGCGAGGGAGGGGAUACCAAUCAACCAGGCACCAAUGCGAUGGCGCCAUUUUGGGAACUAUUUGAUGCGCAGGCCGAUCUACAGAGUUUUAUACCUGAGCAGUUCGUCAGGGAGUGGGAUUUUCCGGGCUUGGAUUUGUUUUAUUUUCCUACGGCGUGGCAGGAUUUCUUUGGGGAUUUUUCCUUGGCGGUUUUAUUUUGA